Messenger RNA from Rhipicephalus sanguineus (brown dog tick), 3447 nucleotides. It is a transcript of the gene scaf6, whose product is annotated as calcium homeostasis endoplasmic reticulum protein-like. Lineage: Eukaryota; Metazoa; Arthropoda; Arachnida; Ixodida; Ixodidae. The record is from RefSeq and is a predicted model, not a curated record. Gene Ontology annotation, biological process: intracellular calcium ion homeostasis; RNA processing. Gene Ontology annotation, cellular component: perinuclear region of cytoplasm. Gene Ontology annotation, molecular function: RNA binding.
CAUUUGCGUGUUGUUGAGUGUUUUCGUGCGAUGUGAUCGGUGAAAGCUGUAAAUAUUCGCGUUGUAGUGCCCUUUAAUGCCAAUCAUGAUGGACAUGCCCAUUGCUCCUCCGGACCAGGAACUGCGCAACAUAAUUGACAAACUGGCCCAGUUUGUGGCGCGCAAUGGCCCGGAGUUUGAACAGAUGACCAAGCAGAAACAGAAAGACAACCCCAAGUCCUUCCUCUUCGGUGGCGAAUACUACGCGUACUACAAGCACCAGGUUGCCACGCAACAGAAUUCUGCACUGAAGCCAAAAGAGGAAGUGCCGCAGACGGCGGCAAGCGCUCCGCCGGCUCCCAUGCCAUGGCAGGCGACGUCCAACGUGGCGCUCGCCCAGCUACAACAGCAGGUGCAGGAGAUUCAGGAGCAGAUACGACAGAGCGAGGUCAACCUGGCCGCACAGCACCAGGUCCUUCUGCAGCAGCAACAGGUGCAGUUAGACGAGGCCAUACGAAAGGCCCAAGAUGACAAGCUGAUGGCUCAGGCAAAGAGCUGCGACAUAGAGAUUGCAGAAUUGGAUAAGAUCCUUCAGCCUAUCAUUGAGUCUUGCACCAAGGACGCCAUUUCGGCAGGAAAGGGCUGGAUUUUUUCUCACUCAACCACCCCACAACGUAAUGAGCUAAUAUGCCAGUAUCUGCUCAAGAAGGUCACCGUGCCGGGCGCUCCUUUCGACAUGAAACUGCACAUUGUGUACUUGAUCAAUGAUGUCUUGCACCACUGCGUGCGGAAGAACGCUGAUGGCUUGAAGCAGUCGUUGGACAAAGUUGUCGUCCCAAUCUUUUGCACGACCAGCAUUGGCGUUGACGAGGAGAAAGGCCAGAAACUUGCCAAAUUGCUGAAGCUUUGGGAGACCAACAACUACUUCCCAGCGUUAAUUCUUGAGCAACUCAAGAACCCUGCGAUUUCGCUGGCAAACUAUCAAGCCAGCCUCAUAACGGAGCAUGCGGCAGUCAUCACAUCAGUGACAAGUGCUGUGCAGGUCAAGUACUCGCAGCUUCAAAAGCAACACCAGGACUUUGUGGCGCACCUUACAGCACGGCUACAGGCACUGCAGUUUGGGGUGCUGCCCCCUGCAAUGGCAGCGCAGGCAGGCCUGACCGGCGUUGCCGCCCUGCCAACGCCGAGCGUGCUGCCACAAGCUGCACCGGCACCAGCAACCACGGCUGGUCCGGCAUUACCCACGACGGCGGGUUUGGCCCCGCCCACAUCAGUCAGUGCCCCGGGUCCUCAAACAGCGAUCGGCGUGGCUGCCACGCCAGCUGCGAGCACUGGCAACCAGCAGCCUCAGCAAGCUGCUGGUUUGGAACAGGAAGCCACAAGCCAAGACUCCGCCGUUAUUGGAUCCGAUGCUGGCAUUGGCGACGGCGGAGGCGCCGGUGGGAGUGUCAACGAGGGAGACGAGUCACAGCAGCCGUUGGAGGCGCAAGCAAGCAAAAGCGUCCCGGAAUUGGACCCCCAGCUGGCUCGGGGCCAGAGUCCAAACAUGGGUCAGGGUCCGAACAUGGGGCCCGCCUCGAUGCCUGAUGACGGCAUUGGUGGUGGGCUUCCUUUGCAGCAGCAGCAGCAGCAGCAGCACCCGCAGGGGCCAAUGUCUAUGAACAUGGACGGCAUUCCGCCGCACAUGAUGUCCGAUCAGAUGCCACCGAGAGACAUGAGGCCAGGUGGCAUGAACCAUGGUUACGGAGGCCCCAUGCACUACCCGGGCGAUUCGUACGGGGGCGGUGGUCACAUGGGUGGCGGCGGUCACAUGGGCGGCGGUGGGCCACCGUACAUGGGCAACGGACCUCCGCCACCGAUGCCGCCCUUCGGACCUCAGGCGCCACCCCACUACGGCAUGCCGCCCGGGUACAACCACCCACCGCCACCCGGCUACAUGCACCACGGAGGCCCUCCACAUGGCCAGUAUGGCGGCAUGCCGCCUAGGGGUAUGCACGGCUUCGACCACAUGAACAACGACAGGCCUUACUACGACGACUAUGACAUGAAUGCAAGAUCCCGGCAGGACUACGGCAACUUCUACAUCGACUCUGAGAGCAUGCCACCUCGCGGCGACGUGGUCCAUCAUAACGCCGGGCCCGGCCUGCCUGACCCGCGCCAACCUCCCCCUGGGUGUUUCCCCAUGAACUCUCAAGGGUACCUGCCACCGGAGCUGCCUCCGGAGGCCCUGGAGUGCCUGGUGCCCACCAUGCCGUACUACGAGCUGCCCGCGGGUCUCAUCGUGCCCCUCGUCAAGCUGGACGAAAGCGACUACAGGCCGUUGGACCCCAAGGACAUGCGGUUGCCUCCACCGGCUCCCCCCAGCGAGGCCCUGAUGCAAGCCGUGGAGAUGUUCUACAGUCCACCUUCUCACGAGCGGCCGCGUAACAGCGAGGGAUGGGAGCAGCUGGGCCUGUACGAGUUCUUCAAGGCAAAGAGUCAACACGUUCGCAAACGGCCCUCUUCCGAUGACGAAGGGGACGAGUACAGUCGGAGUCGUAGUGACCGGGACGAGCAACAGGCGGAGCGGAGGGCCAAGGCCAAGGAGGCGGAAGACCAGAUCAGAGACGACAUCGCCCGGCGCAAGUACCGCGAGAGCAAGAGCCCCCCAAGUGCAAGGCAUGAGGAGGAGCCCAGGAGGAAGAAGCGGAGUCGCAGCCGGUCGGAGUCCCGGUCCCCGCCGAGGCACAGCAGACGGUCACGGUCGCUCUCGAGGUCGCACUCCCGGUCGAGGUCCCGGUCGCAUUCACAGUCUCCCUCGAGACGGCGCUCUCCGGAACGCAGUCCGACACCUCCUUCCUUCUUUGGUUCAUCUUAUGGCGGUGACCCCAGGGACUCAAGGUUGGACGAAUCCAACAAGGGUCAUCAACUCCUCCGUAAAAUGGGUUGGGGAGGAGCCGGUCUCGGCGCAGCCGAGCAGGGCAUUCAAGACCCAAUCCAUCCGGGCGACGUCCGAGACCGCCAAGACCUCUACAAGGGCGUCGGCAUCAACCUUCACGACCCAUACGAAAACUUUCGCAAGAGCAAAGGCCAGGCAUUCAUCAACAGGAUGAAAGCACGGACGGAAGACGUCAAGUGAAGACGACAUCGCUUAUCCUCUCGACCCACAACAACCAUCUCGCGCAAACUCACAUUCGUCACUUCCGUAUACUUGCCAGACGAAGUUUAGGACUUUGUAUGUGUGUCCAUUUGUUGGUGUCCCAUCUAGUGAAAGAUCCCCCCCCCUCCUCACCCGUCGUUUCGUUGUGUUUUGUCUUUUAAUUUUUACGUCCAUUUCCCGACCUCAUCCUGAAUGCAAGGUUUCGGAACUGGACCGUCAUUGCUCAUUUGACCUGCAAGUGGAUCGUGGCUGAGGCAAAAUGAAAUGAACUGUGUUGGAACUCUGUACAAAGUAAAGCUGGCAUUAAUUAAAUGAUAUUUCUGGGAAGA